GCUGCUGUUGCUGUUGUUGUUGUGUCGUCGUCAGCAGUUUGUGAACAUCGACGUUAAUGCUAGCUAGCUAUGCUAGGUUUGAAGGGAACUAAAUAUAUGCGAGUUUAUUUCUUUCGAUGGCUUCAUAUCUUCCUUGGUAUUAAUGCAAGGCUAACGAUGUGCUAACAAGCGAGGUGCCAGGACUUUUGUUGUAUAACUGACAUCCUUGCAGAGAAGCGACGGGAGAUUAGCCUCCAGAGCAGCUUUGGCUAGCUGCUCUGUGUUGCUAGGCAACGGAAGUGGCCGCUGGGUGGCCGAGGGCUGCAGAACAAGCACCAUGCUGGUCCCCAUAUUCACCCUGAAGCUGAAUCACAAGAUCAACCCUCGCAUGGUGACGAUCGGGAAGUUUGAUGGAGUUCACCCAUGCCUUACUGCAGCCACACAGGCUGGAAAGGUUUUUAUCCACAACCCUCACGCCCGUGGCCAGAGACCUGUGGCUCACCGGCUGAGCCAGAGCGCCCAGGACUCGGACAUCUCUCUGCUCAACAUCAACCAGGCGGUCAUGUGUUUGACAGCGGGAACGCUGGGACCAAAUAGCACUGGGGACACACUGUUAGUGGGAUCCCAGACCAACCUGCUGGCCUAUGAUGUCCAUGACAAUGCUGACAUCUUCUACAGAGAGGUGACGGAUGGAGCCAAUGCUAUUGUGUUGGGAAAACUUGGGGACAUCCCUUCGCCUCUUGCCAUCAUUGGAGGGAAUUGUGCCUUGCAAGGCUUCGACUAUGCAGGCAACGACCACUUCUGGACAGUAACUGGAGAUAACGUCAGGUCUCUGGUGCUCUGUGACUUCACUGGAGAUGGAAAAAAUGAGCUCCUGGUCGGAUCCGAGGACUUUGACAUCAGGGUAUUCAAAGAGGAUGAACUUGUGUCGGAGAUGACUGAAAAUGAGACAGUGACAUCAUUGUGCCAUAUGCAUGGCAGCAGGUUUGGUUACGCCCUGGCUAAUGGCACUGUUGGCGUCUAUGACCGCACCGCCCGCUACUGGAGGAUCAAGUCUAAGAAUCAUGCAAUGAGCAUUCAUGCCUUUGACUUGAAUGCUGAUGGGGUUGUGGAGCUUAUUACUGGCUGGUCCAAUGGAAAGAUCGAUGCUCGAAGUGACCGCACAGGUGAGGUAAUUUUUAAAGACAACUUCUCCUCGUCUGUGGCUGGAGUGGUGGAGGGAGACUACCGACUGGAUGGACAGAAGCAGCUCAUCUGCACCUCCACAGAGGGAGAGGUUCGUGGUUACCUGCCAGCCAGCAAAGACCUGAAAGGGAACCUCAUGGACUCCAGUGCUGAACAGGAUCUGGUUCGAGAGCUCAGCCAACGCAGACAGAAUUUGCUGCUUGAGCUACGCAACUAUGAGGAGAAUGCCAAGGGUGUGUCAGAGACCAACAGUGGGAUGGGUGUCAUCCCAGCCAACACUCAGCUCCAGACGGCGCUGUCAGUGAAGCCUGCUACGGAGACCCAGAAGGCUCAUGUGGAGCUCAGCAUUUCAACACCAAACGAAACCAUUAUCCGUGCAGUGCUCAUCUUUGCCGAGGGAAUAUUUGAGGGUGAGAGUCACGUUGUCCACCCCAGUGCCCAGAACCUGUCAGGCUGUGUCCGAGUCCCCAUCGUUCCCCCAAAAGAUAUCCCAGUGGAUCUGCACAUAAAAGCCUUUGUUGGAGGGAAAACUAGCACCCAGUUCCACGUGUUUGAAAUCACUCGUCAGCUGCCUCGUUUCUCCAUGUACGACGUCACAGUCGACUCUUCAGCUGCUCUGCCCACCGGAAGGGUCACUUUUAGCAUCAACGAUCGACCGCAGAGGGUGGUAAUGUGGCUGAACCAGAACUUCCUGCUUCCAGAAGGAGUCGAGAGUCCUGAUGUCACCUUUAAUUCACUAAGGGGAGGGGGUCUCCUGUCCUUCAGCAUGGCCAGCAAUGGACAGAUCACCCUGAGAACAGACGACAUUGACCUAGCGGGAGAUCUUGUCCAAUCGUUGGCCGUCUUCCUGGCAAUAGAGGACCUGUCGGCAGAAGCAGACUUCCCCACAUACUUCGAGGAGCUGCGCACUACACUUACCGAGGUGGACGAGUUCCACUCCGUCCAUCAGAAGUUAACGGCAGCGAUGGCCGAUCACUCCAACUACAUCAGAAACAUGCUGGUGCAGGCAGAGGAUGCUCGCCUUAUGGGUGACCUGACAACUAUGAAGAAGCGCUACAGAGAGCUGUACGAUCUCAACAGGGAUCUUAUCAACGAAUACAAGAUCCGAUCUAACAACCACAAUGCCCUUCUGGCCUGUCUCAAGUCUGUGAACCAGGCCAUACAGCGAGCUGGCAGACUCCGAGUGGGUAAACCCAAGAACCAAGUCAUCUCUGCCUGUCGCGACGCCAUCAAGAGCAACAACGUCAACGCACUCUUCAGGAUCAUGAGGGCCGGCACCGCAUCCUCCUGAGGCGUGAAGGAGGAGGGAUGUACUGAAGAGCCAGAGACACGUUCACAGGCCCACCACAUGAGGAACAGCGUGAAGUUUAGCGGCCAGGACGGUCCACCAGGACGACGAGCCUGAUACAUGAAAGACACUGGGACUGUGACAAAGGGGACACUGUUGCAGCCUUAAUCCAAGUUUUCCAUGACUUAGCAACAGCCUGGCAGCAACGUUGGCACCAGCUUCUUGAAACUUGAAAUUGUGCUAGCUCACAGAAAACUAAAAUGCUGACCACAGACUUAGUGCAGUUUUGAAGUAGUCAUCCAUCUCCGUGUAGCAGUGCGGCUGUGUGGAAGGGCUUGAUUUAGCAGUAAAUGAUGUCACAAUGAACGUAGGUGUCUGCGGGCGGUACAGACAGAUCUGCUUAGUGGGUUCAGCAGGACCAAAACACACGAAACUCACAUGCAGUCUUCUGCCUGAUAGCUCCACUAGUGAAGACACAAAGGAAGAGUAGAGCCUGUGAAGGUACCAGAGGUGUCGCAAGUGAUGCUGCACAUUCAUCUAAGAAGAUGUUUAAACUACGGCGACGUCAUCCAAAGCGUUCCCACGGAGACGUGAACGUGUGGAGAAAGUGACUAUGUGCUGGACUGUUUAGUUGAGCUGGAAGUGAUGUUUAGAGCGAGAACAGCUGCAGCGAGACGCUCACUGAUUGUCCACCGAUCGAUCGCUGUCCAGUCUCUGCUCCCAGCUGCUGUGUGUCUGUGUGGUGUUUGUAGCCAAAGAAGACUAUUUUAAAUCACCUGAUGUACCAGAGGACCCCUGCUGUGGGUUUGACUUGUUGACCUUGUAGACUGUAUUCAGACUGUAAAUGUCAUUUACAUGUGUUUGUGUCAGAAACUGUAAUUAAAUUAAGUUUUAAACAUG
Messenger RNA from Stegastes partitus (bicolor damselfish), 3352 nucleotides. It is a transcript of the gene bbs2, whose product is annotated as Bardet-Biedl syndrome 2. NCBI's taxonomy places the organism in Eukaryota, Metazoa, Chordata, Actinopteri, Pomacentridae. Gene Ontology annotation, biological process: non-motile cilium assembly. The record is from RefSeq and is a predicted model, not a curated record. The transcript is spliced from 18 exons. The coding region runs from base 317 to 2455 and encodes 712 amino acids. Gene Ontology annotation, cellular component: neuron projection; motile cilium; membrane. Gene Ontology annotation, molecular function: protein binding.